Kwoniella shivajii is the source of this 507-nucleotide messenger RNA. Its product is annotated as translation initiation factor eIF-1A. Gene Ontology annotation, biological process: translational initiation. The record is from RefSeq and is a predicted model, not a curated record. Gene Ontology annotation, molecular function: translation initiation factor activity; RNA binding. Gene Ontology annotation, cellular component: cytoplasm. The transcript is spliced from 4 exons. The coding region runs from base 1 to 507 and encodes 168 amino acids. Lineage: Eukaryota; Fungi; Basidiomycota; Tremellomycetes; Tremellales; Cryptococcaceae.
AUGCCUAAGGGAGGAAAAAACAACAGAAGAGGAAAGAAGGAAGAUGGAGAGAACAAACGAGAAUUGAUCUUCAAGGAAGAUGGCCAAGAAUAUGCUCAAGUACUCAAAAUGCUCGGUAAUGGUAGAAUAGAAGCUAAGUGUCUUGAUGGUGAGACUCGAUUAGCUCAAAUCAGAGGUCAAAUGAGGAAGAAGGUGUGGAUCGUAGUAGGAGAUAUCAUCCUACUUUCCUUAAGAGAUUUCCAGGAUGAUCGAGCCGAUGUUAUCCAUAAAUACACAGCGGACGAAGCACGUAAUUUGAAGACUUAUGGUGAACUAAAAGAUUUCACUUUGGUCGAAAACGCAGAAGCCGGAAGUGAUGAAGAGGAAGAAGGUAUCGAAUUCGAGGAAGCUGAUAUUGAUGAUAUUUGUGAGUUUUACAUAUCGCCGUCCCGACUUUGCCCUUGUUCUCCCCUUCAAAUCAUACUUUUCUGGUCAAAUCCAACGUGGUCUUCUCAAAUACCUGUGUAA